Molecule: messenger RNA, 5457 nt
Organism: Neltuma alba
Lineage: Eukaryota; Viridiplantae; Streptophyta; Magnoliopsida; Fabales; Fabaceae
Product: ATP-dependent RNA helicase DEAH11, chloroplastic-like
Cellular component (GO): intracellular anatomical structure
Molecular function (GO): zinc ion binding; RNA binding; helicase activity
Source: RefSeq, a predicted model, not a curated record
UUCUGCUUCGUUCAUCUAUGCCAUGAAGAAGGCCUACCGACCCAUUCACCAUACGGGUUUCCCGCGAAACCCGGAAUUCCAUCGAAAUUCUCACCCUCCCUCCAAUUUUCGUCCCCGCUGGAAACCAGAAUUUCGCCCCAAUCAACGCCUGGACCGUCCACUGGAAACCUUUUCUCAUGCCCGUCGACCUAAUUUCGUCGUUCUGCUCCGCUCUGGCCGCCGCGAUUUCACCAGGGCGGAUGUCGAGGUCUUGAUCACAAAAUGCAAGUCCAAGCCCGAGAAUUUUAGUGUUUUCCCCGGUGAUCAUGUUGCCGCCCGCCUAAACUUUUUUCAGUGGUGCGACGCGCUUGAGGCCUUUGUUUUCUUUUGGGAGUUUUGCCUCAAUGAAGUUCAUGAAUUUAUUCCGGAGCUCAAAUCGCAUGUUCUCGUACCUUCUGACAUGGACGAGCUACGUGACCGACUUCGGUCCCUUUUCGCUGGUCAUGUCAAGGGCUUAAUGGAAGGCAAGGAAGUCAAAAGAUGGCGUGAGGAAAGUGAGCGUGCCUCGAAGGAACUUGCGCGUUUAAUGUAUUUACUCCAAAAGCCGAAUUCAAUCGGCUCGUGGGAGGAGCUCCAAGAAAAGACAAAAGGGAUACAUUCAGAGAAAAAAUUGAUUGAAAGGAGAAUAAAGGAGUUUCAGUCUGCCAUGGAGUGUAUAUUGCGGUAUCUCGAGAACAGCGAGGAGGAUGAGGGUGGUAUCUCUGUUUUCCGAAAAUUGAAGUUUGAUGAAACUUCGGAUUGGAAGCGUAUACAUAGGAUGAUAAUGCGGGAGCGUCGCAGACUUGAGGAGGGAUUACCCAUUUAUGCUUACCGGAUGGAUAUUCUUGAGGAAAUACAUUCUCAACAGAUAAUGGUCUUAGUUGGGGAGACUGGCUCUGGUAAGAGUACGCAGUUGGUACAGUUUCUUGUUGAUUCAGGCAUAGGUGCUAAUGAAUCCAUUGUAUGCACUCAGCCUCGAAAAAUUGCUGCCAGGUCAUUGGCACUGAGGGUACGGGAAGAAAGUAGUGGAUGCUAUGGAGACAAUUCAAUCAAGUUUUAUCCGACAUUUUCAUCCUCAAAUGAGUUCAAUUCUGGAAUAAUAUUCAUGACAGACAACUGUCUAUUGCAGCAGUACAUGAGUGAUGAUAAUUUGUCUGGGAUCUCAUGCCUCAUAAUCGAUGAGGCUCAUGAAAGGAGCCUAAAUACAGAUCUACUGCUGGCAUUGGUAAAGAGUUUGCUCUGUAGGAGGGUUGAAAUGCGGCUCAUCAUUAUGUCUGCUACAGCUGAUGCAAAGCAGCUAUCUGAUUACUUUUAUGGUUGCGGAAUAUUUCAUGUGGUAGGGAGAAACUUUCCAGUCGAUGUGAGAUAUGUUCCUUCUGCUUAUGAGGGACACCUUGGUCCUACCAUUGUUGCCUCAUAUGUUUCUGAUGUAGUGAGAAUGGCUACUGAAAUUCACAGAACAGAGAAAGAGGGAACAGUUCUUGCCUUUUUGACCUCACAGAUGGAGGUAGAAUGGGCUUGUGAAAAGUUUGAAGCUCUCUCUGCUGUAGCAUUGCCCUUACAUGGCAAGCUUUCACCUGAAGAGCAGUUAUGUGUUUUCCAGAACGUCCCUGGAAAAAGAAAGGUGAUAUUUGCAACUAAUCUUGCGGAGACAUCGCUCACAAUUCCUGGUGUGAGGUAUGUCAUAGAUCCUGGGUUGGUUAAAGAUAGUCGAUAUGAGCCUGGCAGUGGAAUGAGUGUCCUUAAAGUUUGCCGGAUCAGCCAAAGCUCUGCUAAUCAACGGGCUGGUCGUGCUGGGAGGACUGAGCCUGGUAGAUGUUAUAGGCUCUACUCAGAACUUGAUUAUGAUUCUAUGGCACCAAAUCAAGAACCUGAGAUUCGACGAGUUCAUCUUGGUGUAGCAGUGUUGAGAAUUCUUGCCUUGGGAGUGAAGAAUGUGCAGGAUUUUGAUUUUGUUGAUGCUCCAAGUCCUAGCUCUAUUGAGAUGGCAAUUAGGAAUCUAAUUCAAUUAGGAGCAAUUAGAUUGAACAAUAAUAAUUAUGAAUUAACUGAAGAAGGCAACUUGGUAAAAAUGGGUGUUGAGCCUCGGCUUGGUAAACUUAUUCUUGGCUGUUACCAGUAUGGUUUGGUCAAAGAAGGUCUUACCCUUGCAGCCGUGAUGGCCAAUGCCAGUAGCAUUUUUUGCAGAGUAGGUAAUGAAGAUGAUAAACACAGAUCUGAUUGUCGCAAGGUGCAAUUUUGCCAUUGUGAUGGUGACCUCUUUACUCUUCUAUCUGUAUAUAAGGAAUGGGAAGCUUUGCCCCGAGAGAGGAGAAACAAAUGGUGUUGGGAAAACAGUAUUAAUGCCAAGUCCAUGAGGAGAUGUCAAGACACCAUUAAGGAUUUGGAAUCUUGCCUUGAGUAUGAACUUGAUGUUGUUGCUCCAAGCUACUGGCGAUGGGAUCCUUACAACUCUUCUGAUUGUGAUCGGUAUCUGAAAAGGGUUAUACUGUCCUCACUUUCUGAGAAUGUUGCCAUGUACUCUGGAUGCCAUCAACUUGGUUAUGAAGUGGCAUUGACUGGGCAGCUUGUUCAACUGCAUCCAUCUUGUUCGUUGCUAGUAUUCACUGAGAAACCUAGCUGGGUAGUUUUUGGUGAGAUACUCUCUGCUUCAAAUCAAUAUUUGGUCUGUGUGAGUUCUUUUGACUUUGAAUCAUUGUGCAGCAUUGGCCCUCCCCUUUUGUUUGAUGUAUUUCGGAUGGAAAGAAAGAAGUUGCAAAUGAAGAUGUGGACUGGUCUUGGCUGUAUUCUGCUUAAGAGAUUUUGUGGAAAGGGAAACUGUAAUCUGCUUGGUCUUGUGUCACGCAUAAGGACAGCUUGCAUGGAUGAACGUAUCUUCAUUGAUGUUAACGUUGACCAGAAUGAAGUUCAUCUUUAUGCCUCCCCAUCUGACAUGGAAUUGGCUAUUGCGAUGGUUAAUGAAGCUCUGGAAUAUGAGAGAAAAUGGCUGCGUACUGAAUGCUUGGAGAAAUGUUUGUAUCAUGGGUCUGGAGUCUCAUCUCCAGUAGCUCUGUUUGGAUCUGGUGCCGAGAUAAAGCAUUUGGAAGUUGAAAACCAGUGCUUGAGUGUUGAUGUAUGCCAUCCAAAUAUAAGUGCAUUUAAUGAUAAGGAUCUUUUGAUGUUCCUUGAAAAGAAUUCCUCAGGUUGUAUCUGUGCUGUGCACAAGUUUACAAAUGUAGUACAGGAAGUUGAAGAUAGAGAGAAGUGGGGCAGGAUAUCGUUUCUCUCCCCUGAUGCGGCUAAAAGAGCUACUGAGCUAGAUGGAGUGGAUUUUCAUGGUUCAUCCCUGAGAAUAUUUCAUUCACAGGCUACUAACGGAGGGGAUAAAACAUUUCCAUUCCCUGCUGUUAAAGCCAAAUUGUGUUGGCCUCGUAGACCUAGCAAGGGUUUUGGUAUUCUUAAAUGUGAAAUAAAGGAUGUUAAUUUAAUUUUAAAAGAUUUCUAUAACCUUGUAAUAGGAGGGAGGUAUGUUCGUUGUGAAGCUGGCAGAAGGGGCUUGGAUAGUAUUGUGAUUGGCGGACUUCAUAAAGAACUCUCAGAAGCUGAAAUUUUAGAUGUACUAAGAACUGCUACAAGUAGGAGGAUUCUGGAUUUUUUCUUGGUGAGAGGAGAUGCUGGUGAGAAUCCCUCAUGGAAUGCUUGUGAGGAGGCGCUUGUAAAAGAAAUUUCUCCUUUUAUGCCUAAAAGGCACCCCCACACGACUUCUUGCUGUGUUCAGGUGUAUCCACCUGAGCCAAAGGAUGCCUUCACGAGAGCUUUGGUCACUUUUGAUGGAAGAUUACAUUUGGAGGCAGCAAAGGCUUUGGAGCAAAUUGAAGGGAAGGUAUUGCCUGGAUGUCUUCCUUGGCAGAAGAUAAAGUGCCAGCAGUUGUUUCAUAGCUCCUUGACAUUCCCCGUUCCUGUUUAUCGUGUGAUUAAGGAACCACUGGAUAAGUUACUUGCUAGCUUCGCCUGUAUAAAGGGUCUUGAGUGGAACCUAGACAUGACUGCUAAUGGUUCCUACCGCAUCAAAAUAACAGCUAAUGCCACAAAGACAGUGGCAGAGGUGAGGAGACAUCUUGAAGAACUCACAAGGGGGAAAACAAUUGUCCACAAGAGUCUUUCCCUUCCGGUUCUACAACUGCUAUUGUCCAGAGAUGGCAUUAAUUUUAAAAGCUCAGUACAGCAAGAGACAGAAACAUACAUUCUUUUUGACCGGCACAACCUGACUUUGCGGGUGUUUGGUUCCCCAAAGAAGGUUGAACUGGCCCAGCAGAAGCUAAUUCAAUCCUUACUCGCUCUCCACGAAAGGAAGCAGUUAAAAGUCCACCUCCGAGGGAGAGGUCUACCUCCUGAUUUGAUGAAGCAAGUGGUUAAGAACUUUGGGCCAGAUCUCCAUGGGCUGAAAGAGAAGAUACCAGAGGCAGACUUUUCUCUCAACACACGUCGCCAGAUAAUCUAUCUUCGUGGUAAAAUGGAGUUGAAACCAAAAGUAGAGGAAUUAAUACAUGAGAUUGCCAGUUCAAGUAGUCAUUUGGCUGAGAGACCUGGGACUGGAUUGGACUGCCCAAUUUGCUUGUGUGAGGUGGAGGAUGGUUGUCAGCUUGAAAACUGUGCUCAUUUGUUCUGUCGGAUGUGUCUGGUGGAGCAAUGUGAAUCAGCUAUAAGAAACCGGGGUAAUUUCCCGAUACGCUGCAGUCAUGCGGGCUGUGGGGAUCCCAUUCUGCUUGUGGAUUUGAAAGCUCUUUUAUCUAACGAUAAGUUAGAGGAACUUUUUAGAGCCUCUUUGGGAGCUUUUGUAGCUGCUAGUGAGGGCGCAUACAGGUUUUGUCCAUCUCCUGAUUGUCCCUCCAUUUAUCGAGUAGCUAGUCCUGAGGCAGCAGGCGAGCCAUUUGUUUGUGGAGCAUGUUAUGCCGAGACAUGUACGAGGUGUCACUUGGAGUAUCAUCCAUACAUUUCAUGUGAGAGGUACAAGGAGUUCAAGGAGGAUCCAGACUCAUCUCUCAAGGAGUGGUGCAAGGGGAAAGAACAUGUCAAGACCUGCCCUGCGUGUGGCUAUACAAUCGAGAAGGUAGAUGGGUGCAACCACAUUGAGUGCAAGUGUGGGAAGCAUGUCUGCUGGUUUUGCCUGGAUUUCUUUGGAACCAGUGAUGAUUGUUAUGACCAUUUGAGAACUGUACACAUGGCCAUCAUAUAAAUUGGCCUUUGCUUUCUCAAUCUCCUUACAAAGCUGAUUUAGUCAUGUACAUAAUACGUAGGCUGAGGUAAAGUGUAUAGCUUUAAGCUCCUGUAUAGUGUAUAUGGGUUUUAACUCUUGUGUACAGCUUGUUUCAACGCUUACUCGCAUCCUCACGUUUGAAGAAUGCUUUUCCCUUUUACUUUCCUACAACUUUGCAUAUAUGUAUGUUGCUUUGUGGUAAA